AUGCAAGGGGCUGCAGCUGCGACCAAUGAAGAAACCAAACCCACACUGAUCCAACCAAACUGCCCUCGCUGCGACUCUUCCAACACCAAGUUCUGUUACUACAAUAACUACAGCCUUUCACAGCCGCGUUACUUUUGCAAGUCUUGUCGAAGGUACUGGACUCAUGGUGGCACUCUCCGUAACGUCCCCAUUGGCGGCGGCUCUAGAAAACAAAAGCGCCCCAAAGCAAUACCCUUUUCUUCCCCUUCUCCGGACACCCUCAAUGCGCCGCCGUCUCUCGCCCUAGAUGCUGGUGGACCUCUUUCCUAUUCCGGUGCUGGGUAUCACUCUACUCUCAAUGAAUCGUCUGUGGCUGUGGCUGUGGAUGUGGAUGUGGGGGCUUAUAAUACGAUGUGGACUACCAUCAAUUCUUGCUCUGCAGGUAAUUACGAAAAUUUAAGCUUAGAAACUGAAAAUGAAUGCUGUAAUUUGGUCCAAAAUCAUCAUCAUCAUGAUCAUCUGCCUCCCUAUGCCCGCCCCCUUUGA
Messenger RNA from Cucurbita moschata (crookneck pumpkin), 525 nucleotides. RefSeq names its product dof zinc finger protein DOF5.3-like. Gene Ontology annotation, molecular function: DNA-binding transcription factor activity; DNA binding. The record is from RefSeq and is a predicted model, not a curated record. The transcript has a single exon. Lineage: Eukaryota; Viridiplantae; Streptophyta; Magnoliopsida; Cucurbitales; Cucurbitaceae. Gene Ontology annotation, biological process: regulation of DNA-templated transcription. Bases 1 to 525 code for a protein of 174 amino acids.